AUUUCAAUACUUUCUAUACUCUCGGAGCGAGUGCAACACGUCACGACCAAGAAAAUCUACUGCCGAUUCCAGACUAGUUUUUCGUUUUAUUAAGUUUGCAGUAUUAAGGAAUAUUCUUAAGUCGCAAAAUGAGCGGCGAGGAGGAGUAUUUCGAAGAGGAGGAGGAGCAGGAGCAGGAGAUUUACGACGAUGGCACGGAGUACACCGAACCGGGUGCCCAGAAGGUGGACAAGCCCUCGAAGGACGAGAAGAACGUGGCUAAGUGGCUGAAGAAAAACGUCAAGACGAAGAAGACUAAGUUCCUGAGCCACAUCGUCGAGUACUUUACCUCCAGCAAGGCAAUCGAUGCUCUGAUGAAAUCUAAGUUCGCCGAGGGCAGCAGCCCGCUCUUCACCACCCGUGAGCAGGUGAUCGAGUUUCUGGACGUGAUGCUGGAGCACAAGUUCUUCCAUCGCGCUAAGAAGGUUCCCGUCACGCUGGAGGAGAUCAGGGGCAAGUCAAGUGGCGACAAGAAGGGAGACAAGGACAAGAACCAGGAAAAAGAGAAGGACAAGGCAAAGGACGACAAGAAGGACACCGAUCCUGAGGCCGAAAAUGGUCAGGGCGACGGAGGCGCCUCUGGCAACGAAAAAGAAAAGAAAGAGAAGAAGAAGCGCAAGAUCCGCCUGGACAUGCAUCCCGAGCAGAUCUUCGUAGAUGGCUCCGAAGCGUACGUGUGGAUCUACGACCCCAUUCCGCUGCACUACUGGAUAUUCGGCUUCAUCCUGCUGCUGGGAGCCGUGGGCAUUUGCCUGUUCCCCCUGUGGCCACCACUGCUACGUAAGGGUGUAUACUAUCUCUCCGUUGCGGCGGCCGGCUUCCUUGUCUUCAUUCUGGCUCUGACCGUGGUGCGUCUUAUUGUGUUCACUAUCGUAUGGGCAUUAACCGGUGGCAAGCUGCACUUCUGGAUCUUCCCCAAUCUGACCGAGGAUGUGGGCUUCUUCGCCUCUUUCUGGCCGCUUUAUGAGAGCAACUAUAACAGUGAGGCAAAUAGCUCGUCCGCCAAGACCGACAAAAAGUCCAAAUCAAAGGACAAGAAAAAGGAGAAGGACAGCGAUGCCGAGGACACUGCCGUAGAUGCGGAUGGGGAUGCUGAUGGCGAUGGUGAUGUAGAUGCGGAGGUAUCCACACUAGAGCCAGAGAAAAUCGAGCUGAUCAAAGAACACGACACCGACAUGGAGAUCCGCAAGCGUCGCAAGGUGGGAGCCGAUGAAUACGAGGAUGACGAUGUCGACGAAGAGGAUCCGCAGACGCAGCCCAAGGAUUCCAAAGCUGGAACCCCACGCAACUCGGGAUCCGACUCGGAGAGCUCUAGUAAAGAUUAUGAGAUAAUCAGUUCAAGUGAAGUGCAAAACGUUGCUGGCAACUAAGAUGGAGAAACCACAAUAUAUAUUAAUAUUUAAUGAUCCACAUCUAGCUAAUUGAUAAGACAUAGAACAAAAACCACACAUCAAGUACAUCAGCAUAUACACGAUUCCAAGUACAGCGAAUUAUUGUCCCACAAAAAUACGAUCGAUGUCGUAGUUUCCGAUCGCUGUUUUCCGAAUCCGCUUUAAAUGAACUUAAGUUUGAAGUUAUACAUUUAAUAUGUACGUAAGGCGUACAGACAUGACACACAACAUUUCCUAAAUGCAACAUUACGUUGACCCAGAGAAUUAUGGUUUUCUUAGGCCUUGUUCUGCCACGUACGUUCUCAAGCCCUUAAACAAACUAAAUAUUACUUAUUUGUAUUCCUAUGUUUGUAAAUGUAUACAGUGGAGCACUGGGCGAGUGCAAGAAACGAUUGCAAUUGAUAAUAAUCAUAGCGAGUACGUAGAUGUGAGCGCAUACGUCUUUAUGUGCAUAAAUAUUUACUCUACAUGUAAUUAAAGCGAACUAACAACUUAAAGAAAUUAGUAGUGUAACACGCAAUUAACUAUUAUAUAAAUAAAGCUAGGCAAUUCUGAUCUGAUGUGAGAGAUAUUUGAGCGUUUUUUAGUUCUUGCUCGAACGUUUUAUUAAAAAAUAUACAACCUA
Messenger RNA from Drosophila rhopaloa, 2055 nucleotides. It is a transcript of the gene Trp1, whose product is annotated as translocation protein SEC62. Gene Ontology annotation, biological process: post-translational protein targeting to membrane, translocation. The coding region runs from base 129 to 1409 and encodes 426 amino acids. Lineage: Eukaryota; Metazoa; Arthropoda; Insecta; Diptera; Drosophilidae. The record is from RefSeq and is a predicted model, not a curated record. Gene Ontology annotation, cellular component: endoplasmic reticulum; endoplasmic reticulum membrane. The transcript has 4 exons.